Cicer arietinum (chickpea) is the source of this 2328-nucleotide messenger RNA. Its product is annotated as phosphatidylinositol 4-phosphate 5-kinase 5-like. The record is from RefSeq and is a predicted model, not a curated record. Gene Ontology annotation, cellular component: plasma membrane. Gene Ontology annotation, molecular function: ATP binding; 1-phosphatidylinositol-4-phosphate 5-kinase activity. Lineage: Eukaryota; Viridiplantae; Streptophyta; Magnoliopsida; Fabales; Fabaceae. Gene Ontology annotation, biological process: phosphatidylinositol phosphate biosynthetic process.
AUGACGGGUAAAGAUAGCAGUAUGAUGAAGGCAUGGGAGGCUACGGUGAAAAAGACACAGGCAGUUGCAAAGAAACGUGCAAAUAGCAUAUUUGGGACAACAUAUGUAGCUCAUGAAGAAGAUAACAAGGAUGAGGAAAAUGGAAGCGAAGCGUCAGAAGUAUACCAUGCAGAGAGGGUUCUACCGAAUGGAGAUUACUAUAAGGGAGAAUGGGCAGAUAACUUCCCACAUGGGAAGGGAAAGUAUAUAUGGACAGAUGGUUGCAUAUAUGUUGGAGAAUGGUUCAAAGGUAAAACAAUGGGAAAGGGAAAGUUUAGUUGGCCUUCAGGACCAUCUUAUGAAGGGGAAUUCAAGAGUGGUUAUAUGGAUGGGAUAGGUACAUACACUGCUGCUAAUGGAGAUAUUUAUAAGGGACAAUGGGUUAUGAAUUUGAAACAAGGUCAUGGUGAGAAGAGUUAUUCAAAUGGUGAUAAAUAUGAAGGAGAAUGGAGAAGAGGUUUGCAAGAUGGUCAAGGGAAAUAUGAGUGGAAAGAUAAUAACCAUUAUAUUGGAGAAUGGAGGAAUGGGAGUAUUUGGGGUAAAGGAUCAUUUGUUUGGAGUAAUGGGAAUAGGUAUGAUGGGUAUUGGGAAGAUGGUUUUCCCAAAGGGAAUGGAACAUUCAAAUGGCCUGAUGGAAGUUUUUAUGUAGGUAAUUGGAGUAAGGAUCCAAGAGAUCAGAGUGGAACAUACUAUCCAAAUCCAUCUGCAGGGUCAUCACAAGAGGGUCAUCUUGAUUGGGAUCCUCAACAAGUGUAUAAUGAGUUGAGUGAGUAUCAAGUUAGUCCAGGGGAGAAGGUUUCAAUUUUGCCAUCACAGAAGAGACUUGCAGUGUGGAGGUCAACAAAGGUUGAUUGUGGUAAUAAUAAACCAAGGAGAAUGUCUAUAGAUGUGAAUAAUGGGAGAGUAAGUGUAGGGUUGGAAAAGCCUAGUGAUAGAAUGCAUUUAUGGGGUGGUGGGGACAUUGGUGAUCAAAAUCAUAAUAAUGGUAAUAGAACUCCUUCGGAUCAUGAUGAUCAAUUUUCUAGUAUUCCUCCAAGACUCACUCAGCUACAAACAUUGAAAGCACCAAAGAAAUCAAAGAGGCAGGGAGAGACUAUAUGCAAAGGACACAAAAAUUAUGAGCUCAUGCUCAAUUUACAAUUGGGAAUCAGGCAUUCUGUUGGAAGACCUGCCCCAUCAGCAUCUUUUGAUCUGAAGCCUUCAGCUUUUGAUUCCAAAGAGAAAGUCUGGACAAGAUUUCCUCCAGAAGGUUCCAAAUAUACCCCUCCACAUCCAUCCAUUGAGUUCAAGUGGAAGGACUAUUGCCCUGUAGUUUUUAGAACACUUAGGAGGCUAUUCAAGGUGGAUGCAGCUGAUUACAUGUUAUCCAUAUGUGGAAAUGAUGCCCUACGUGAACUUUCUUCUCCUGGAAAAAGUGGAAGCUUCUUUUACUUAACCAAUGAUGAUCGUUAUAUGAUUAAGACAAUGAAGAAAGCUGAGGCUAAAGCUCUCUUGAGAAUGCUUCCUGCUUAUUACAAUCAUUUUCGAGCAUUUGAAAAUGCUCUAGUCACAAAGUUUUAUGGCUUGCAUUGUGUGAAGUUAACUGGAACGGCUCAAAAGAAGGUUCGGUUUAUCAUAAUGGGCAACCUUUUUUGUUCCGAAUAUACCAUACAUAGACGCUUUGAUUUGAAGGGUUCAUCACUUGGGCGCAUAACAACUAAGCCUGACGCAGAGAUUACUGAAACCACCAUCCUUAAAGAUCUUGAUCUAAAUUUUAUAUUUCGACUACAACGAACUUGGUUUCAAGAAUUUUGCAGGCAAAUUGACAGGGACUGUGAGCUUCUGGAACAAGAAGGAAUUAUGGACUAUAGUCUACUUGUUGGCAUUCAUUUCAAAGAUAUAUCACCAGAGGGAGAACUUAUUCCUUCAGGAUCUCAUACUCCUACCGGUGAUUCAGAGAGUGAAGGAACCCCUCAUAUUUCACGAGCAGACAUGGAUCAACUUCUUCUAGAUCCUACCAGGUGGGCGAGUAUCAAAUUGGGUGUGAAUAUGCCAGCAAGAGUUGAAAGGACAGUGAGAAUGAGUGAUUGUGAAUUACAACUUGUAGGAGAUCCAAUUGGAGAGUACUAUGAAGUUGUCUUGUUUUUUGGUGUCAUAGACAUACUUCAAGAUUAUGACAUCAGCAAGAAGCUUGAGCAUGCCUAUAAGUCCAUUCAAUAUGAUCCAACCUCAAUAUCCGCCGUUGAUCCAAGACAAUACUCAAGACGUUUUCGUGAUUUCAUAUUCAAAGUAUUUUCAGAAGAGAGUUGA